Molecule: messenger RNA, 798 nt
Organism: Puntigrus tetrazona (Sumatra barb)
Lineage: Eukaryota; Metazoa; Chordata; Actinopteri; Cypriniformes; Cyprinidae
Product: T-cell surface glycoprotein CD3 epsilon chain-like
Exons: 5
Coding region: 69-581 (170 amino acids)
Biological process (GO): cell surface receptor signaling pathway; positive thymic T cell selection
Cellular component (GO): external side of plasma membrane; alpha-beta T cell receptor complex
Molecular function (GO): transmembrane signaling receptor activity
Source: RefSeq, a predicted model, not a curated record
CAGAAACACAGAGACGCAGCGUGUGAGAGAUCACUUCUUCUCUUCAGGACGUUAAACCAUCAGGAACCAUGCUUCUCCUGAGCUUGAUGUGUUUGCUGCUCGCCGCGGCCCAGAAUCCCGCCGGAGGUCAAGAAAUACAGAUCAUGGGAAAUAGUGUCAUACUGAUCUGCUCUGGAGCGGUGGAUGGUCAUGUAAAGUGGUACAAUGAAGGCAAAACGUUUAAAGAAGAACAUGUAAAUAAGAGCUAUGAGGUUCAGGCCAUUCAGGAAACAGUUAAAGGAUGGUACAGCUGUGAAUACGGCGAAGUACAGCACACAUUCUACCUCAAAGUUAAAGUGUGUGAGAACUGCUAUGAGCUGAGCGCUUUGAGAGCGUGGAGCGUCAUACUCGGUGAUUUACUCAUCACAGCUGGAGUUAUCCUCAUCGUCUACUACCUUUCUACCAGAAACAGCAGCAGCACACAGAAGAAAGCCUCAAACUCGCGGCCGGUAAACCCUCCUCGACCUCCCAACCCAGACUAUGAGGCUCUGGACCCGAAGAUGCGGAGCAGCAAUGCUCUGUACGCCGGCCUCAAUAAAUAGAAGCUGUCCAGACGUCUGCAUGACUGGAAAUCAAACGCUUGUUCCACUGUACAGCUUUAUAUAGGAGUGUUCAGUGUUUUAUACAGUAACUGUUCUUUUAUAUACUCUGUGUGUGUGUGUGUGUGUGUGUGUGUGUGUGUGUGUGUGUGUGUGUGUGUGUGUGUGUGUGUGUGUGUCUGUGUGCGUGUGUGUGUGUGUGUGUGUGUGUGUGUGUGUG